UAGAACGUCGGAAGCCAACCGGGACAAACAAGAGUCCUUUCAUGCUCGUUCGUCAAGAGCAUGGCAUUUCUUGCAACUCUCGGGAUGCUUGUGUUAUAUGCCAGCAUUUUCAUUCUAGUCUUCGGGAUUGCAGGGCUGAUUUAUUACGAUCAGACCAGGAUACACAUCCCACCGGGAGUCAAAUACCCUGGUAAAUUACGGAUUUACCAUUCAAUUAUCCAGUUUUUAGGGUUUUGGGCACUCAUCUGUGAGAAGCUUGGCAUUUGCCACAGGUAUAAAGCCAUUGGCACUUUCUAUAAAGUAAUCCCAUUGAAGAAGAGCUCAGCGUUGAUUAUCAAGAACUUGCUUUUUGAAGACAUUCCGGUGAGAGUGUAUUGGCCCAAAGCGACUUCUGGAAACAGAAAAGGAGUGGUUGUCAUUGCUGGAGGCGCCGGUCUUUUUGGAAACAUUUAUAUGGUUGACCAUCACUGCCGCUACAUUGCUGAGAAAACCGAUUCUGUAGCUGUGGCCAUUGGGUUUCGCCUGGCUCCGGAUCAUCCAUUYCCAAUCCCAGUGAUGGAUUGCUGCACGGCUACCAUACACUUUUUGAAAAAUGCAGAGGAAUACGGAGUGGACCCGAAUCGCAUUGUUGUCUUCGGAGAAUCUAGUGGAGGGACAUUUGCUACAGCUGUUUGUCAACAUCUGGCAACACAGAAGGAUCUCCCAAAGCUCCGAGGUCAGGUCCUUAUAUAUCCAUUCUUCCAAGCAAUCGAUUUCAAUUUGCCUUCUUAUCAGCAAAACMAUUCAGUUCCUUUUUUGUUCAAGAAACGAGCCUUGAUAUUUGGCAUGACGUUUCUGACUGGGAAGAGGAUCAACGUGGAGGGCKUAAUGAAGAACGCUCAUGUUCCCAAGCAUUUGUSGGCAAAAUACAGAAAAUGGAUCAAUCCUGACUACAUUCCAGAAGAAUUUAAGGSCAGGGGYUACGUGCCCAUGGAGCCGGCUCCGUUUUCCCAAGAACUUUAUGAAAUCUGCAAGGAAUGCAUUAACCCAAUGUUUUCCCCGCUUUUAGCAGAAGAUGACAUCAUCCGCCAGCUCCCCAAGACUUUCCUAUUAACCUGCGAAUACGAUACAGUCCGGGACGAUGGGCUCUUGUACAAGAAACGGCUAGAGGACAAUGGCGUCCCAGUGACAUGGCAUCACAUUAAGGAGGGCUUCCACGGAAUUACCUAUGGUUUUGAGAACCGGCUACUGGAGUAUCCAACUUUGAGAAGCCAUUACCAACAUGUGAUUUGUUUCCUUAACAAUUUAUAAAACAUUUCAUCAAUUUCCUUCAACACUUAUCAGUUCUUCUAAUAAUUCGGUUGAUGUGAACAUUGGGUUGACCGCUAUUCUAACAAACAG
Anolis sagrei ordinatus is the source of this 1380-nucleotide messenger RNA. The record is from RefSeq and is a predicted model, not a curated record. Lineage: Eukaryota; Metazoa; Chordata; Lepidosauria; Squamata; Anolidae.